UGUGUGUGCGCGCGCGCUGAACUGAGCGGAGGUGAAGAAGAGGAGGAUGAAGCUGGGAGCGGAGGAUGGGAGGAAGAGUGGAGUAAGAGACAGGCUAGCUGUAUGUGAAUAAGUGAGUGAAGAAGAGGAGAGGAAGGUCGCCAGAGAGAGAAAAUAAAAACUUCUAUUUUUGGAGAUAAUUGCCGGAGCGUCGCCAACGGAAACUUUCAACUUUUUACCCGCCACUGCUCUCUUGUUGUACCCAGAGCCGGCUUUGUUUCGCGGCGGGGGUGUUGACGAUAAAUGAAGGAAUAAAAUAGACUCCCAUCGACCUGUUUCUACCCAAGCGGGGAAUACCCUGGGACUGCUUCUGAUAAAGGUUACGAGAGAAUGGCGGCCAACAUGUACCGAGUGGGAGAUUAUGUGUACUUUGAGAACUCCUCCAGCAACCCUUACCUGAUCCGGAGAAUAGAAGAGCUCAAUAAGACAGCCAAUGGAAAUGUGGAGGCAAAGGUGGUGUGUCUGUUCAGGAGGCGAGACAUCUCGGGCAACCUCAACACUCUAGCUGACAGCAACGCAAGAGAGUUUGAGGAGGAGUCAAAGCAGCCACAGCUGUCUGAACAGCAGAAACACCAGCUCAAACACAGAGAACUCUUCCUGUCUCGACAGUUUGAAUCUCUACCUGCCACUCACAUACGGGGAAAAUGUAACGUGACCCUUCUCAACGAAACAGAUGUCUUAGCCGGGUACCUGGAGAAAGAGGACUGUUUCUUCUACUCGCUCGUAUUCGACCCUGUCCAGAAGACCCUGCUAGCAGAUCAAGGCGAGAUUCGGGUGGGCUCCAAAUACCAGGCAGAGAUUCCUGAUAAGCUAGCUGAGGGUGAAUCAGACACCCGGGUCCAAGAGAAGCUGGAGACCAAGGUGUGGGAUCCCAACAACCAGCUCAAAGAUCCUCAGAUCGACCAGUUCCUGGUGGUAUUCCAUGCUAUGGACACGCUGCAGAAGAACAACUAUGACCUGGCCAAAGCCAUGUCCACCUUGGUUCCUCAGGGAGGUCCGGUGCUCUGCCGCGAUGAGAUGGAGGAGUGGAGCGCCUCUGAGGCCAUGCUGUUUGAGGAGGCGCUGGAGAAGUACGGCAAAGACUUCAAUGACAUCCGCCAGGACUUUCUGCCCUGGAAAUCCCUAGCUAGUGUGGUCCAGUUCUACUACAUGUGGAAGACUACUGACCGUUACAUCCAGCAGAAACGACUGAAAGCAGCAGAAGCAGACAGCAAGCUGAAGCAGGUGUACAUCCCUACCUAUACCAAACCCAACCCCAACCAGAUCAUGGUGCCCAGCAGCAAGCCUGGGAUGAACGGAGCGGCAGGCUUUCAGAAAGGACUCAGCUGUGAGAGCUGCCACACGGCUCAGUCUCCUCAGUGGUACGCCUGGGGUCCCCCAAACAUGCAGUGCAGACUGUGCGCCUCCUGUUGGAUUUACUGGAAGAAGUACGGCGGUCUGAAGACUCCCACACAGCUUGAGGGUGCUGCUAGAGCUGGCUCUGAGUCAGGCCCUCGUGGUCACAUGACACGCCAGGAGGUACAGGGAAUGUCGCCGUUCACCCGCAACGAGGGUCGAGCCAAGCUGCUGGCCAAGAACCGCCAGACAUUCAUCCUGCAGACCACCAAGCUCACCCGCAUCGCUCGGCGGGUGUGCGAAGACAUUCUGCAGCCUCGACGUGCUGCUCGACGCCCCUACGCCUCCAUCAACGCCAACGCUGUCAAGGCUGAGUGUAUGAUCAGGCUGCCCAAAGCCACAAAAACUCCAGUGAAGAGCAAGCUGGUGCCUCGACAGUCACUGGCCACCAUAGUGAAGGAUUUGGCCAUCUCUGCUCCUCUGAAACUGAAGGCAACCAGAGGACCCCCAACACCCAUCAACAGGAACCAGGCCAACCAGCCUCGAGUGGGCCAGAGCCUGCUGGGGAAGAGAAGCUUUGAAAGCGCUGCAGGAGUGCCAUACCCAGCCAAUGGGAGGCCAUAUACUUCAGGUAUGAGAACCACCUCUCAGUCUGUCAUCAAGCGGCAGAAAGUGAGCCAGGGAGAAGCUCCCAACCCUGUGGUGUUUGUUGCCACAAAGGACACCAGGGCUCUGAGGAAACAUCUCACCCAGUCUGAGAUGCGCCGGGCAGCAAGGAAACCUCACCUCCUGGUCCGGAUCAAACUGCCGCCGCCGCCACGCUCCCUAGCCAUGCCCAUCGUCCCCUCCAACACCAGCGAGCCCAUCGUCCUGGAGGACUGAAAAUGAGGGCUGAGGGUGGUCUUUUAACAGGACAUGGGGAGGGGCUGUGUUUAAGCCAUCACUUAUAGGCAGCACAGUACAGCAUACAGUAGUCUUUUUUUUUUUCCUCCCCCAUUUUCAGUGUCAUGUUCCUUUAGUCCUCUUUUACUUCCCAUAAGUUAAUGUGUUUCUCUCUCUGUCACACACACACACACACUCAGUAAGCACACAUUAAACCCUCAGGGCUCCAGCAUACACGCUGAAUUGGUCGCCAAUGGUAACCCCGCCUCGGCUCCGUACCAUUUAAACUUAGAGUGCAGUAUUGUCCUGAGUGGUAGGCGUCGCCACUAUCGGAGGAGGAGAACUCAAAACAGGAAGCAGAUAAUUUUUUAAAGUGUGCACUCGGAGGCUCUGAGCUGCUGUGCUCUGGUCAUUACAAUAGUGUUAAAAUCCAACACACAGCAGCAACGGCACAACUGGCUGAAGUGACAGCAGAGCAGCAUCUCGUACCAGCAGACGUCACAUCGCUUUGUUGUAGAGCAGCAGCCAGCGUGAUGGAGCCCUCACACUCACACUCGCCCUGCUUUUAAACGUGUCAUUUUAAAUUCAUAUAUUUUUCUUCCUGGAGCAAUGGUGAUGAAGCAGACAUCGUUUGACUUUCCCGUCUCUUAUCUUUGUGUAAAUAUAUGCAUCACUGAAGGGGCGA
Molecule: messenger RNA, 2941 nt
Organism: Neolamprologus brichardi
Lineage: Eukaryota; Metazoa; Chordata; Actinopteri; Cichliformes; Cichlidae
Source: RefSeq, a predicted model, not a curated record